AUGCACCUCUCCGUCCCAGUCCACAACGUCCAGAUCGACGAGCGCGCCAAAUGGACCCGCGACCGGGCCAAAGUCCAGCGCCGCCUCUCGCGCUGGAGGCGGAAGAGUUGGUUUGAUUCCGGAGCGGAGCUGUUUGCGCUGUCGAGGGCUCGAUAUGAUGAUCAAGAUGAACAAUGGGAGUGUACGCAUCUGCUCGGCCGUGGAUCUUUCGGCAUGGUAGGCCAAUGGACCAAAUUCGACAGACACGGGAGAGCCGUUGAUACAAUGGCAAUCAAACAAACCGACAUCGACGACCGCGAAGUCGAUCGCCAAAAACACCUCGCCAUCCCCUGGGAAGUGUUGAUCAUGAGAGGACUGGCAGACCAAGGCUGUCGCAACGUGGGCGGGCUCCGCAAAUACAAACUGUUUAUAGCCGACCCACCCAAAUGGCGGUAUUACCUGGAAUACCACCGACACGGGACCCUGGCUGGUCUGGUCGAAAGGUACAGGGAUCAUAAUCACGAGCACCCGCGGCAUAAGGACUACAUACCGGAAGCAUUCAUCUGGCAAGCGUUGUACGGCUUUGCCCAGACAGCGUACCAUAUGAGCACGGUGAGAUUCGACAAGAGCGUGGCACCGCCGGGCAAGGACCAUUUUGUGUUGCACCUUGAUCUGAAGCAUGAGAAUGUCCUGAUGUGUGAGGCCAGCACUGACGAGGACCUCAUCAACUAUCCCACCCUCAAGGUCGGCGACUGGGGAAUGGCCGAGUACACGAGUCGCGACGACGUGCACAAUAGUCAUCGGUGGAAGUAUCAGGGAACAAUCGUCUGGUGUCCGCCGGAACAACUCCGGCAAGGCCAAUACGGCCGGCACUGGAAACACCCGGUCCUCGGCGGGCCCGACCACCCAUUCACCAUGGCCCACGUGAUCUGGCAGAUCGGCGCCAACAUCUACGGGCUGAUGGAGUUGGAACUCGACAACCUGGACCUGUAUGAGCGGGUCAAGCGCUACGAAACCUCGGAAAGCUCCCUCCGCCACAACGGAUACUCGGUUCUCUCGCACUGGAACAAUUCGCGCUACAGCUCGAAACUGAUGGAUCUCGUCGAGGACUGUGUCAGGUUGGAUCCGGCUCGACGGCCGUCGCCGAGAGAGUUGGUGGCGCGGGCACAACAAGGCCUCAAGCCGCAUGUGGACAAGGCGCGGCGAACGGGAUCCGCGCCGAAGGUGAGACUGGACUGA
Messenger RNA from Capronia epimyces CBS 606.96, 1218 nucleotides. Its product is annotated as serine/threonine protein kinase. The transcript has 6 exons. Lineage: Eukaryota; Fungi; Ascomycota; Eurotiomycetes; Chaetothyriales; Herpotrichiellaceae. Gene Ontology annotation, biological process: protein phosphorylation. Gene Ontology annotation, cellular component: cytoplasm. The coding region runs from base 1 to 1218 and encodes 405 amino acids. The record is from RefSeq and is a predicted model, not a curated record. Gene Ontology annotation, molecular function: protein serine/threonine kinase activity; ATP binding.